GCUGUCAAAUCCACAGAUGUGCAGUUAAAGGCAAGGCUGCUCGUCCGUAUUGCUGAGAGAGCGCUGCGUUUCUCCCUCGGCCGAAUUCUGCAAAAAAAAAAAAAUUCCCAUGGAUGAUUUGCAACUUGUGAAGGAAGCCGGCAAACCGAUGGACCGAUCUGAGAUUUCUGGAGAGACGUCUGGAACGGAUGAUGGUCCGAGAAUCGAGGGCUGCUCCAUUCAAGAGGAAAGUCCCUGCAAUAAAGCGGUGGAUCUAGAACUCAGAAAUCCAGACAAUGAGACUUCGGCAUCUUCGCAUCCCGUUGCCGUGUCAGUGUCGCCCUCCGUGCCUCUACAGCCGUGCCCGUUGAUAGUCUCUGCCACUGACAUGACCUGCCUCAUCUGUUUCCAUCAAUUCAGCCUCGCCCGGCUGCCCAAAGUCCUGGCGUGCCAGCAUGCCUUCUGCGCCGUGUGCCUGCAGGUGAUCUUGCGGCAAGAAGAUCACAUCUGGAUCGUCAGCUGUCCCCUCUGCCGAAAAGCCACGGUGGUAUUCGGGGGUCUCGUCUGCAGCCUCCGCAACUUACAGCAUGUCAUGGAGCGGUUGGGGGCCCCGGAUCCAGAGGCAGAGAUCGCUGUCGGGGUGUGGCACAGCCAGCAGCCUUCUUCCCCCGAAAUACAAUCUCAGGACUCAGCCGAGAUCAACCAGGCUGCCAUCAAGAGACUGAUUCUGCUGCUUCUGCUCGUAUCGGUCCUGAUCGUCUUCAUCCUCCCAUUCACUGAGACUGGGCUGUUGACGUGGUUCCUUUGUUUUUUGGUGGUUUUAGGCGGCAUAAUCUGCGCUGUGCUUUGCUGGGACCCCAGUUGGAGCCGCCCGAGUUUUUCGCUGCCCCUCUGGACAAAGAAGGUCAAUCAAGCGGCCUGAGAAUGACCUUUCUUGGCUUCUUCUAGGAAGGGUCACCAGCCCCUUGGAAAGCUUUGGUGCUGGAGCAGACAAGACCAAAGGGGUGGCUGGACAGGUGUUGGGGUUGGGUGGGUUCGGAUGAGGCGUAAGGUAAAGGUUCCCCUUGCAUAUAUGUGCUAGCUGUUUCUGGCUCUAGGGGGCGGUGCU
This is a messenger RNA of Thamnophis sirtalis, 1087 nucleotides long. It is a transcript of the gene RNF186, whose product is annotated as ring finger protein 186. The record is from RefSeq and is a predicted model, not a curated record. Gene Ontology annotation, biological process: protein ubiquitination. Gene Ontology annotation, molecular function: ubiquitin protein ligase activity. Lineage: Eukaryota; Metazoa; Chordata; Lepidosauria; Squamata; Natricidae.